Molecule: messenger RNA, 2340 nt
Organism: Paralichthys olivaceus (Japanese flounder)
Lineage: Eukaryota; Metazoa; Chordata; Actinopteri; Pleuronectiformes; Paralichthyidae
Source: RefSeq, a predicted model, not a curated record
AUGAAGUGCUUGAACAACCGGGCCGACAGCCACUUGACUGGGCAGGUGGAGUGUGAGUUGGACAGCUUGGGCAAUGGUGCCUGGGUGAACCAGGGCUACUGUGGCUCUCCUCCACCCCUGCCCCGAGCUGUCAGCACCAUCUACAACCCUCAGCCUCUCUUCCAAGGCUCCAUGGACAGCAUGUACAAAGUGGACGCCCCCAGCCCGUUCCACCAUCCACCUGAGGACCCACUACCCAACGAGCAAAGUGUGGUGAAGAAACAAAGAGGCUGCUGCUCUUUUAUCAAAGGGCUGUGGGGCACAACAUUGACCGAAAACACCUCUGACAACAGGGAGCUGUUUGUCCGAACCACGCUACGGGAGUUACUGGUCUAUCUGGUGUUCUUGGUGGACAUAUGCCUCUUGACGUACGGUAUGACCAGUUCGAGCACCUACUAUUACACUAAAGCCAUGACGGACCUGUUUGUGAAUACAGGCGGAGAAAAUGGGGUUAUGUUUCAGUCCAUUGGCACCAUGUCCGACUUCUGGAUUUAUGCCCAAGGCCCAUUGCUGGAUGGCCUCUACUGGACUAAAUGGUACAAUAACCAGUCCCUGGACAGCGGAGACAAGUCCUUCAUCUACUAUGAGAAUAUGUUGCUGGGAGUUCCCAGAAUGAGGCAGAUCAAGAUCAAGAACAACUCCUGCAAGGUCCACAAUGACUUCCAAGAUGAGAUCACAGGAUGUUAUGAUGUCUACAAUGAGAAAAAGAUGGAUGAACUCUGCUUCGGUCUCAUUAACGGCACUGCCUGGACCUACCACACAGAGAAAGAGAUCAAGGGUUCCUCUCACUGGGGCUUGCUGACCACCUACAGUGGAGCAGGAUACUAUCAAGACCUGAGUCGGACCAAAGAGGAGAGCGCCGCCAUAAUGACGGAACUGGUGGACAACCUAUGGCUGGACCGAGGAACCAGAGCAGUGUUCAUCGACUUCUCCACUUACAAUGCAAACAUCAACAUGUUCUGCGUCAUCAGGUUGGUAGUUGAAUUCCCAGCCACAGGUGGAGCAAUCCCUUCCUACCAGAUCAGAACAGUCAAACUGAUUCGCUACAUCACUUACUGGGAUUACUUCAUCCUCGGCUGUGAGAUAGUCUUCUGCGUGUUCAUCCUCUACUAUAUUGUGGAAGAGAUGCUUGAGCUUCAAAUACACAAGUUAUCCUACUUCGGAAGCAUCUGGAACAUACUCGACAUUGUUGUCAUAAUGCUCGCAAUCGUUGCCAUCGUAUUCAAUAUUUUCCGAACCGUCAAAGUGGAUAAGUUGCUUGGCAAACUCCUGGAACAACCUGAUAUCUAUGCUGAUUUUGAAUUUCUGGCGUUUUGGCAAACACAAUACAACAACAUGAAUGCUGUGAACUUGUUCUUCGCAUGGAUCAAGGUUUUCAAGUACAUCAGCUUUAAUAAGACCAUGACUCAGCUGUCCUCCACACUGGGAAGAUGUGCUAAAGACAUCUUGGGAUUCGCCAUCAUGUUCUUCAUUGUCUUCUUCGCUUAUGCUCAGCUUGGAUAUUUGCUCUUUGGGACAGAGGUUGAUUCCUUCAGCACCUUUGUGAAGUGCAUCUUCACACAGUUCAGGAUUAUUCUCGGAGACUUUAAUUAUGAUGCCAUCGACCGUGCUAACAGAGUUCUGGGGCCGAUCUACUUUGUCACCUAUGUGUUCUUUGUUUUCUUUGUUUUGCUGAACAUGUUUCUGGCCAUCAUCAACGACACAUAUUCUGAGGUCAAGGAGGAGCUCUCAUCCCAAAAAGAUCAACUGCAGAUUACGGACAUCAUCAAACAGAGCUAUAUGAAGACAUUUAUGAAGUUGAAACUCAAAAAGGAGAAAAUAUCAGAUGUUCAGAAAGCACUGCGCUCUGGAUCUGGAGAAAUUGAAUUCAAGGACUUCAGAGAAACUCUGAAAGAGAUGGGACAUGCCGAUCAUGAAAUUUCAGCAGCCUUCUCAAGGUUUGACCGGGAUGGGAACCAAAUUCUAGACGAGGCUGAACAAGAAAGGAUGAAAAUCGAGCUGGAGGAAAAGAGGGAUGCUCUCAGCGAUGAACUCAACGAUCUUGGAAUGAAUUACGAAAAAGAGUUACUGGAGAAGCCUGCUGUGACCUCCAGUGAGCAGAAGAACCGUUCUGGUCAAAUCUUUGUGGAUCAGGAGCAGUUUCUAAAACUGACCGGACAGGUUCUCCAACUCGAAAGCUCUGUGGCAGGCAUCUCAACCAGGAUGGAGUUGAUCAUGGAGAAACUGGGAUUACAGGAGAAAACCAAUGGGAACGAAACUGCAGAGAAACUGUCUGCGACCAAUAAUGAUAUGUCCAGUUGA